Messenger RNA from Penaeus monodon (black tiger shrimp), 518 nucleotides. RefSeq names its product modifier of protein aggregation 4-like. Gene Ontology annotation, cellular component: cytosol. The coding region runs from base 151 to 354 and encodes 67 amino acids. The transcript is spliced from 3 exons. The record is from RefSeq and is a predicted model, not a curated record. Lineage: Eukaryota; Metazoa; Arthropoda; Malacostraca; Decapoda; Penaeidae.
UAGAGAUCCCCCCUCCCCCUCCCCCUUCCCUUCCUCAACCUGCUUUUCCAAUUCAGUGAGAAGAAGGUCGUCCAGCCGGAGGUGUGGGCUGCGUUGCUCCUCGGAAAGAGAGAAAAAAAAGGAGAAAAGGGCUUCAGGAAACAAGCUGCAAUGACCCGUGGAAAUCAGCGCGAACUUGCACGAGCAAAAAAUGCGAAGAAGCAAAUUGAGAGUAAGAAAGGGCAAGGUGCAGGUGCAAAGGAUGGCAACAAGGGCAUGACUCUGGAAGCUCGAAAACAAAGAGAUGCGGAAAUGAUGAGACUUAAGCAACAGAAAGCAGCAGAGAAAAAGGAUGGAGGCAAAGCAGGAAAGUAAUAGAACAGCAGAAAAAGGAGAACAGCUGAUGGUGUUGUAGUAUUCACCUGUUUAGGGUAUUAUAUAAUAAUACACCAAGUUUUCAAUAGUGUGCUAUUUUGUUCAGCAUUUUAUAGGUUUCUUUUACUGUUCUUGUAACCAAAAAAAAAAAAUAAAAAAUAGAA